Coffea eugenioides is the source of this 2468-nucleotide messenger RNA. RefSeq lists its product as uncharacterized. NCBI's taxonomy places the organism in Eukaryota, Viridiplantae, Streptophyta, Magnoliopsida, Gentianales, Rubiaceae. The record is from RefSeq and is a predicted model, not a curated record.
CCGAUGGGUCUACAUCCAUCCCUGAAUGUCGUCGGGUACUGUUAACUUCCCCGCCAUUCUUGUAACUGUCACCUGUAAUCCGCGCAGGUGUGUCCGCACCCCCUUGAGUGGACAAGAAAAAAAGGAUUUCUCGGAGCAACCCCCCAGGUUCCAGACCCAGGAGUCAACUUUCCCGUAUGAGCAUUCGAUAGGUCGUCUGAGGGUUCGCCGCGGUUCAUUGCUGUGCUUACACACUAGGCUACCCUUUUCCGAAAGCUCCGCGGGACCACCUACCACUAGUCUUCGGCUGGAGGGGUUUAUUGCAAAAAGGCCGGGACGCAGGCUCCCGAAGAGGGAAGCCCAACGAAUGUCAGAUGCAAAGCCCCGCACCUCAUUAAGAUCAUAUUGGCAUACUCUCCCAAAAAAAAAAGAGCAGACCCCAUUGAAGACGAGAGUGAGGUACAACAAGGCCAUUUCUGUCCAUCGCCCUUCUCACGGAGCCGUACGUGGACGUUACCGCUCAUACAGCUCCCAGCCAGCAACAGUUAGCCUUCCUCUACAAGGAAUGGAAGUGUGGAUGAAUCGACAUCAAAUAGAGAAUGUUUUUGUAGAUUCAAAAAAUUCCAGGGUGGAUCAGGACGAGAAUGAAUCCGGGAAUCCAGGACAUACUCAUACUGGGGCUCUCCUCUGGGGAGGGGUUUUUUAUAGAGAGAGAGGUGAGUCGAGGGUAGCCUCCCGCUUGACCGAUUUCUCGGAGUCGGAGGAAGAUCUCUCAUCUGAUGACCCUGAACAAGAAGGAGCUGCUCUCGAUGUGAGAUCAACAGCAAAAGAAAGAAGAAAAGGGCCAUGAUCCUGUGUUCGUUUUCGCCAUGCCCUGAUGAUGCGCUCCUAGCUCGCGGAGCUACAUACCAGAAAAAGAAAAAGACUCUAUCUAUUACUUUGAGAAGAGAAUCGUUGGGUUGACCGACGGACUACGUGGGAAAUACGAGAUCUAGGCAAGCCGCUACAUGUUCUCCCCCUGCCCUUGAACGAUAGAAGAACUACUUAUCUUCUCUUAGGCAGGGGUCGAUCGGUUCGCAUAUAUGGUCAAUCAAUAGGUCCGCGGAUCUAUUCUUCUAUACGAUAAAUCGCCAUCUCGUAGCACCACCACGACACCGAUUCUCCGGCAAACCCCCCAAUUUCCCGACAGUUAGGUAGCCGAUAGUAGUAGAAGCUCUAAGGCCGCUAUUCCUGACAUAGUAAGGCCUUUACCGAUCUGUUCUAGUCAUCCGUUCUCCAAACGUUGUCUACCUAGUGAACAUGAUGCCUCUUCGAAGAAUUCCAUUUUUCUUUUCUUUUUGAUUCGAAUUAGGACUUCUGUUUUCCUCCGGUAUGCUGCUCCAUCAUCUUCUAUCCUGCGUCUAAGUAGUUGAAGGGGGCAAGUUGCAUAAUCGUUUAGGCUUUGUGAUUAUACUUCGCUUGCUUGCACGACCGCCACCCCCCUCCUCUUUGCUUGAAAAAGAAAUAUUACUUCGCUAUAUUUCUCUGAGCUCCUAGGCAACUGAUCCUACUCCCUAAGAAGAGUCAUUAAGAGAGAGGGCGUUAAGCAAGAGCUAAGACAAAACGUACCAAUUGGUGGCGGAGAACUAGACUAUUCGCCCGGGACGUUGAAAGAUUUGUCAGAAGGUUUCGUCUUUGUCAGGAAGAAAAAGGGGGCAAGAGGAGUGUAUCCGUACCUGUACCGAAGAGACCUUGGGAAGGCAUCUCUAUCUCUUUAGUCUUUUUUCUAUCUAAUAAGACCUAUUCUAUUCGGAUCAUGACAGCUGAUGGUAGUGAUUGCCCUUCAUAGCAGGCUGGAAUUGGAAGAGGAUCACGAAUAAUGCAAUAGCCGGGUCUUUUUUGAUGCCAAACCUGCCGUAGUCGGUAUCGCAGCAGGAAAUAAGACGUCGCAUAGUUCCGGUGACUCUUUCUGAAACCGGGGAGGCCCUUGCAGUCGGCAUUAGCGCUGUGGAAAGGACGGAAGAACGGAUUGCGAUUGCCAUAAGUAAAGGAACUGAUUGCAGGGAAGGAAGUCAGUUUCAUUUUCUUUAUCUUAUAAUAAGAUCAGUAGCUGCACAUUCAGAAGCGAAACUGGUCGAGUGAAGUAGGAGCCUAGCUUUACAAAAGCAAUAGCCUGAUUAGUCAACUGGAAAGCGAGUGAGUGACCUAAGUUGAGUAGGAAUUCGGAAUAACAAUAAAAUAAGUAAGGCUGGUGUAGAAGCUCUUGUGCUAGAAUCAGCUCUUGGGAGAGCAAUUCAAUCAGCCGUUGAUGCAAAAUAAGCUGUUCCACUAUAAGCUUUUACUGCUCGAGUACUCGUAGCCGUUGCUUGAAAGCUAACUUCAUGCCCGGUCUUAUAGGCUGCUAGCUAGGGCAUGGGGAGCACUAAGGCUAAGGGGAAGGAACUGAUUUAGUUAGCAAGACUAGCUGCUGUUUCAUCACUAAGCGGUGCUGGAGAGAGAACUGGGGGCUU